AAAAGAAAGGGAGGAGGUGAGAGGGGGAGGUGGAGUGACGGAGAGGCGGGGAGGCGAGGAGGGGAAGGGUUCGGGGAGUGGAGGAGCUCCGUUCUCGGCCGUGGAACCUCCUCGGCCGGCCAAUGGGGGAAUCGAGCGGGUCGGUUUCGGUCGAUGUGGAGAGGAUUUCCCUGGGUGGAGAGGAACAUUUUAUAAAAACAAGACACGGCACAGUGUCUGUUGCUGUUUUUGGAGAGCAGGAAAAGCCUGCACUUGUAACCUAUCCAGAUGUGGCUUUAAACCAUGUAUCAUGCUUCCAAGGAUUAUUUUUUUGCCCUGAAGCUGCAUCUUUGCUUCUCCACAACUUCUGCAUAUAUCAUAUUAGUCCUCCUGGACAUGAGUUAGGUGCUGCUUCAGUUUCUUCCCAUGUUCCCGUCCCUUCUGUGGAUGAUUUGGCAGAUCAGAUUGCUGACGUUCUUGACAUUUUUGGGUUAGGUUCAGUAAUGUGCUUGGGGGUCACUGCUGGUGCUUACAUCCUUACCCUUUUUGCUAUAAAGUAUAGGGAGCGUGUUGCAGGUCUGAUACUCGUCUCUCCUCUGUGUAAAGCUCCCUCUUGGACAGAGUGGUUGUAUAAUAAGGUAAUAUCCAAUCUGUUAUAUUUCUAUGGGAUGUGUGGCUUGGCCAAGGAUUGCUUGCUUCAGCGGUACUUCAGUAAGGAAGUCCGUGGCAGCGCACAGGUCCCGGAGUCAGAUAUUGUACAAGCCUGCAGAAGUUUGUUGAAUGAGAGGCAAAGUAAAAAUGUCUGGUGUUUUCUUCAGUCGAUUAAUGGGAGAUACGACAUCACAGAAGAAUUACAUCGGCUACAGUGUCGGACACUUGUAUUUGUUGGUGAAGACUCUCCGUUCUAUUCUGAUGCCCUCCAAAUGACAUCAAAACUGGACAGAAGAUACAGCGCGUUGGUCGAGGUCCAGGCAUGUGGAUCAUUGGUGACCGAGGAGCAACCCCAUGCCAUGCUGAUUCCGAUGGAGUAUUUCUUCAUAGGUUAUGGACUUUACAGGCCGAGCCAGUUUACAGGCAGUCCUCGCAGCCCGCUCAGUCCAUCAUGCAUCUCCCCGGAGCUGCUGUCACCAGAAAGCAUGGGCGUGAAGCUAAAGCCUAUCAAGACAAGGGUGUCGCUUGACAUUUGAUAGUGGUGGGCAUAGGCAGCCAGCCAGAGGUUUAGAAAGAGUAAAGAUAUGUCCAGCAUUUUGUGAUGUUGAAGUUGUAGCCGACAUGUAAAAAUGUGUACAAGCGCUUUCGACACCUGGGAUGGAAUUCUUUGGGAGUGUAGAUACAAAGGAAAAGAAUGCAGUGGGUGGCAGGGGGAUCGAUAGGGAAGUGAUUCUGUUCCAUUCAUUGUAGGCAGCAUGCCCACCUGUACAUCUUCAUUAUUCAUGAUAAUCUAAUAACAAUAAGAUAUGGUGGUGUCCUUAAUCAUAGGCUUCUGCUUGCUGAUUUCAUAUUCAUGUGAAGUCCACCUACGGAUAUAUUUUAACCUUUUAUUUAAUUAAAGAAAGGGUAAGUAAUUAUUAAGUUGUGAUAUAUCUAGUCACAUUCUCAUUAUUACUAGAUUUAUAGCUUUAUUGUCAUAUACUUAUAUUUAAUUGUUGUUGUUGUUUGCUUUGAAAAACCGACUUUAUGUUUAUUGUAAGGGCUUGAAAGAGAUUGCUUGUCUGAUGGAGCUUAAGAGGUUACAAAGAAGUCAGUAGUUUAUAUGGUGACUUGUUUGGAAUAUAUAUCAAACAAGCUGUACAGAGUUCAGCACUUCAGCUCUCAUUAUUUAUAGCCAUAUGAUCGCGGGUCCCGCCGUUGGUCUGGAUGGCUGGUGACGGCAUUCUCUAUUUCAUUGUAGAAUGCUAUGCAGGAUGGAAAGUUGGAGAUCAUGCAGAACGUCAUAGAUGGUGCAUCAGCCAGAGAUGAGGCUUGUCGUUGGUUGCAGAUAAGUAUGGUGAGAGCUCUUUGUCGAAUGCUUUGGAUGUUUGGCUGAGUGGUUUGUGGUGUUUCUUGGUGAUGUAGAAAUCACUAGGACUAUCUUUAACAUUGCCGGCUUCAAUAUAAAUUAUUCAGUCUGG
This is a messenger RNA of Elaeis guineensis (African oil palm), 2090 nucleotides long. Its product is annotated as protein NDL1. Lineage: Eukaryota; Viridiplantae; Streptophyta; Magnoliopsida; Arecales; Arecaceae. The record is from RefSeq and is a predicted model, not a curated record.